Musa acuminata AAA Group (dessert banana) is the source of this 2588-nucleotide messenger RNA. RefSeq names its product protein EMSY-LIKE 3. Bases 976 to 2328 code for a protein of 450 amino acids. Gene Ontology annotation, cellular component: nucleus. Gene Ontology annotation, biological process: defense response to fungus. The transcript has 10 exons. Lineage: Eukaryota; Viridiplantae; Streptophyta; Magnoliopsida; Zingiberales; Musaceae. The record is from RefSeq and is a predicted model, not a curated record.
GUUACUUGGCAUUCUUGAUCCGAUUCGUGAUUUAGGGUUUUGUAUUUGCGUUAAAAAUCGUUGGCUCUCUUUGUGCGAUAUCGCUGUUAACGAAGUGGUGGUGCUGCAACUCCGUGGAUCAGCUCUGUUUGCUAAGAGAAACGCUAGGUUGGAGAAUUAGGGUUUUGAGUUUGAUAUGCGGCAAAUACUUGGGUCGUGUCGUAGAACGGAACUGUAAACUUCGUUUUUCAGCAUGUACUUCCUAGGUCAGCGUUCCGUUUCUUUGAACAUCUGUUUACGCAGGGGUUUGAGAUUCUUAUUGGGUGUAGAAGAUGUUUUUCUUUUGCAUUAAAAGACUCGUAAUAUAUGAAGUUGUUGAAGAUAUCAAAGUUAGGGCUGUUGUGUAAGAUAUGCAGCAGCAUGAAUUGCCAUGCUGCAUCUUGUACUUUUCAUUCGCAUGUUGAAUUCAGUAAUUGGUUCAAUGACAGAAAAGCUACAUUUGAUUCUGUAGGAUAUAGACAGAUGAGUACAGUUAGAACAUGCAUGUCAAAUUCAAGAGUUGAUUGGAAGUGUCUGGAAAUUUUAUUUAACUCUUUCAUUAUGUGAUCAUGUCAACUUCUGAUUAUAAUUUGGUUACAGCAAGUGUUAAAGAUCGCCGGACUCAAAUGUCAUGCUGAGAGCGCAAGAGCUAUAAAUAAUUACUAUAUUCAUUUUGCAUUCAGUUAUUUCUGUUAAAAUAUUUUGGUUUCAGUGCAGGAUUCUAGUUUUCUCCAGGUUUCUAGUCCUGAUUCUAGAGGAAACUGAUGGCCAUUUGUUGCUAAUUUUGGAUGUACACAUUGAUGCUUGUUUCAUGGAGUCUGGAUAUUGCAUAAUUUGUACAGCAGAAUUGUUGUUUGAACUGAUGAUGAUCUUCCACCAACUCAUCAGAACAGGGGCAUAAGAGGACAUGUGACUGGUAAUGGAAGAAAUAUUGUUGGUGCUAUUCCCUAUGCUAGGAUGCAGAAUGAUAUGGAGUUUCAGAUACAUCGAAUCGAGCAAGAAGCAUACAGUUCAAUUCUUCGAGCAUUUAAGGCUCAAUCUGAUGCCAUUACUUGGGAGAAAGAAAGUCUAAUAACUGAACUUAGAAAGGAGCUGAGAGUGUCAGAUGAGGAACACAGAGAACUAUUAAGUAGGGUCAAUGCUGAUGACAUAAUUCGAAGGAUAAGGGAAUGGAGGCAAGCAGGUGGGCUCCAAUCUGGAGUGCUUAAUAAUGUUCAACCAGAUGGUGGCAGGCAAGCACCAAGCCCCACCAUCUCAGCUUCUCGGAAGCGGCAAAGAACGUCACAGCCAGCACGUUCUUUGUCUUUGGAUGCACCAUCUCCUGGUCUGUACUCACAACCUAUUGCAUCUUCCAUGCAGCCGUCGUUAUCGGCUGCAAAAAGGGUAGCUGCAACAGGAGCGAAGGGCAAAAAACCUAAAUCGGGUCAGGGAUUGCCCAGUGCAUCUUCGAUGAAGUCCAUGCAGUAUUCUUCUGCAGGUCCUAGUGGAAGGGGCCUAAUUGCAAAUAGGAACUCUUCUGGUGCUCCUGUUAUAGUCGAACCAGCUAAAAAAGCACCAUAUGAUCCACUAAUUGGGCGAAUAGUCAUGACUAGGUGGCCCGCAGAUAAUCACUUUUAUGAAGCCGUCAUCACUGAUUAUAAUCCGGUCGAAGGUCUGCAUGCUCUGGUCUAUGAUAAGGGCACAAACAACGAGACGUGGGAAUGGGUCAAUUUAAAAGAGAUUUCCCCUGAAGAUAUAAGAUGGGAGGGUGAGGACCCAGAUAUUAAUUAUCAGCCUGGGCAAGGUGCACCAGGUCGCAAGAUCAAGAAAUCCACUGGCCGUGGCGACGCCAUUCCAGGUGCCGGAAGGGGAAGAGAAACUAUCAAGAAUCAGCCUAAGAAAGAUUUUCCGACGUCUCAAAAUGGCGUCAGCAAGAAGAACACUGGCGACAUUGAGAUACUUCACACUGAGACUCUCAUAAAGGAAGUGGAGAAGGUUUUUGGCGCGAGCCAUCCUGAUCCUCUUCAGAUUGAGAAAGCAAAAAAAGUGUUGAAAGACCAUGAACAAUCACUAAUCGAUGCAAUUGCAAGACUUGCCGAUGCAUCCGACGGCGAAAGAGAAGACGACGAGCACCAGUUUUCACAUGAGCAGUACAUGGAGCGAGAUGGGGAAUGGAGAAAUGAGCAGUACGGUGGGAAGCAGCACAGAGCUAAUCAUCAUGAGGACGACAUGAUUACAGGUGAAGGUGGAGAAGACUCGGAUGGCCAUCAUUUGAUCGGGGAUGGUGUCGCAUCUGGCUACCAGCAUCACGGCGACAAUGAUGACACGUAACUGUAUCUCUCCCGCUGCCUUUAGACGCCUGCCCCAUGGCUGUACUAAAGGCAAAUUUGCUUCCUACGCCGAAGAAGAAGCGCAUAUUCUUUUGGCCAUCUCUGAGGGAAAUAUGCCGAGGAACUGUGCUUCCUAAUAUUGUUUUAUUUAUAGCUUUGUAACUUUGUAAAUGCUUAGAACGGUUGCCAUGUUUUAGCAUUGAUGUAGUUGCACAAAUGCAUCCUCAGUUAUGGUAGCAAUUAAUUAUUCACGAGAAUCAA